This is a messenger RNA of Brassica oleracea var. oleracea, 1308 nucleotides long. RefSeq names its product protein phosphatase methylesterase 1. Lineage: Eukaryota; Viridiplantae; Streptophyta; Magnoliopsida; Brassicales; Brassicaceae. Gene Ontology annotation, biological process: protein demethylation. Gene Ontology annotation, molecular function: protein methylesterase activity. The coding region runs from base 126 to 1163 and encodes 345 amino acids. The record is from RefSeq and is a predicted model, not a curated record. The transcript is spliced from 13 exons.
AUAAAAAAAAAAGGAACUGGAGAAAAGCUAAUUGCAGAGUGGGAACGGAAACUGAAAGAUCUGGGAGAUCAGUUCAAUUUGAUUUUGAUCUAUUGUGAAAUCCCGCAGAGGUGAAGCUUCCAGCGAUGGAUUCUUCUUCAAAUUUGAAUCCCCUUCGCGAGGAUAUCUCCGACGAAGAACCAGCUCCGGCGUCCGUCUUCGCCACUCGUCCUCUCCGUCCUCCUUCUACGAGUUCUUCGGAGAAAUAUUCGCCUGUAGAAUGGACAAGCUACUUUGACAAAGAAGACGACGUGUCAAUCCCUGGAUCCAACGAUGUAUUUCACGUAUAUAUGGCAGGAACAGAAGGACCUCUUGUCUUUUGUCUCCAUGGAGGUGGCUUCUCUGGGCUCUCGUUUUCUAUAGUGGCAAGUAAGAUCAAGGAGAAAGCACGUGUGGUUGCGAUGGACUUGAGAGGACACGGUAAAUCUGUUUCAGAAGAUGAACUGGACUUAUCGCUCGAGACAAUGAGCAGUGAUGUUGUGGCUGUGAUUAAGGAAUUGUGUGGAGAUUCUCCUCCAGCUAUUGUGCUAGUUGGUCACAGCAUGGGAGGUUCGGUCGCUGUUCAAGUUGCUGCAAACAAAACAUUGCCUAGCUUGGCUGGGCUUGUCGUUGUGGAUGUUGUUGAGGGUACUGCUGUUGCCUCUUUGAUUCACAUGCAGAAGAUUCUUUCAAACAGAAUGCAACAUUUUCCCAGCAUCCAAAAAGCAAUUGAGUACAGCGUUAGAGGAGGGUCAUUAAGGAACAUUGAUUCCGCUCGCGUCUCCAUCCCCACAACUCUCAAAUACGAUGAUUCAAAACACUGCUAUACUUACCGUACACGUCUAGAGCAAACAGAGCAAUACUGGAAAGGCUGGUACGAAGGUCUCUCAGAGAAGUUCUUGUCAUCUCCUGUUCCAAAACUCUUGCUAUUAGCUGGAACUGAUAGAUUGGACCGGACCCUCACAAUUGGUCAAAUGCAAGGAAAGUUUCAGAUGAUUGUGGUCAAACACACCGGACAUGCCAUACAGGAAGAUGUACCAGAGGAGUUUGCGAAUCUAGUUGUGAAUUUCAUAUCACGUAACAGAAUCGGACCUCAUGGUGUUGAGAUGCCAGGAACAUGGAAGCCUUCACAGCCCAAGACUUGAAUCAGAGACAUCGUAUGGUUUUCACUUGUUUUGCUUGUCGGCUUCUGAAUAAAAACAAUUAACAACUCUAGCUCGUGUUACAAGAAACUAGACGAAAACGAAAGUACAAAUAAUAAAGAGAAUCACUUGCAACACUUUUCCAUCA